This is a messenger RNA of Manihot esculenta (cassava), 2485 nucleotides long. RefSeq names its product BTB/POZ domain-containing protein At5g17580. Lineage: Eukaryota; Viridiplantae; Streptophyta; Magnoliopsida; Malpighiales; Euphorbiaceae. The transcript is spliced from 3 exons. Bases 695 to 2416 code for a protein of 573 amino acids. The record is from RefSeq and is a predicted model, not a curated record.
AUUAAGGUAAUUAAAAUUUUUAUUACCAUGUAAAUAAAAUUUUAUAAAAAAAAUAAACUAAAUUGGUAAAUGAAAUUAUGUUACUCUUAAAGAAAGCCGUUUCCUUGUUUUAAUAUUAAAAAAAAAAUCUGAAAUUCGUUAUUUUGUUAAUUUUUAUGUUAAAAGAAAUCAAUGAAUUUGUCAUUGAAACUCAAAUUAUUAAAAAGAAAAGAAAAUAACUAUGGUUUCAUAACAUAAUCAUAGUCCUGCAUUGAAAUCCGACGGCUGUGAUUGAAUGAAUAAUGAUGUUCCAUCCUAAAACCAAGCACAGAAGAUCCAAAUCCCAGUAUGAGAUACUCAAAAUAACAGAAGUCCACAUGAAUAGGAGAAAAUCGUUUUGAGUUUUGAACGUUGGAUUUUGUUUUUGAGAGCUUCCUCCUCAAGCAUUUGAAAUCGUCUGCUCUAACCCAAACUAAGAUUCUUCCUCUUAAUUCCUAAUCUUCUAAUUUCUUCUCUUUCUUUUCCUUUCAUCUCUGUUAAUUAAUGCCCAGAGAUUCCCAGAAAAUUAUCUGAUCAGUGAUCACGUUUUCAGCAUAAUUCUCAAGAACUACAAUUCAAUGCUUUUUAAGGUUGAUUGCUCUGGUGUUCUGCAAGACAAGAACAUUGACAGGAGUUUCUCUAAUCCGACAAUAAUCUCAUAAGACAUUGUCAAAGGAUGGCCUCAAGGAACAUGUCAUCAGGGUUGUCAAAAUCUGCAUACCCAUCAGAACUGCAGUUCUAUGGACAUAGCUUGGCCUUCUCUUUAGACAGAGAACUUCUGGCUGCAAGAUCAGCCAAAGUAGCUUCACUGCUCAAUAAAAAUCCCCAAGCAAAUCUCUCUAGUCUACUCCAAGAUUUUCCUGCUGAUCCUGAAAUUUUUGAGCUUGUUGCAAGAUUCUGCCAUGGGUUUGAACUGACUUUGUCAUCAGAGAAUGUUAUCCCUCUCAUUUGCCUUGCUAAUCACUUAGACAUGACAGAAAGUCACAGCAAUAAUAAUCUGCUAAAGCAGGCUGUCAACUUCUUUGAGCAAAGAGUUCUGUCAAGUUGGAAUGAAACUAUCAAGGCUUUUCGUUCAGCAGGUAACAGCCUUCAACAGGCAGCGCGGUUGGGUUUGUUCGAAGCUGGCUUAGAGUCUCUCGUCGAAAAAGCAUUGGCUAAUCCACGUUAUCUUGGGGAUCCUAUCAAGAACUCAACAUUUGAUGAUGAUAUUGAGGAUGAGGAGGGAGGAUAUAGACCAAAUGCAAGACGAAGGCUCUUUGUUCUUGAUUGGAAAUCAGAAGACUUGACCACAUUGUCACUCCAGUUAUAUCACCCCAUAAUUCGGACGAUGAAUCAGCGUGGAGUCCCACCGGAGUAUGUGGCUGCUUCUCUCUGCCAGUAUGCGGAGAAGUGGGUUUUCUCUAGUGGCAUAGGAGGUGAUAAUGUGUCAGUUUACAAAAGGAACUCUCAAAGGGAUGUGAUUGAAGUUGUGGAAAGGCUUCUACCUGAUGAGAAAGGACUAAUUCCCUGCAGUGUUUUGUUCAAAAUGCUCAAAUUUGCAAUUUCAUUGGAAUCUAGUAAUGAUUGUAGAAAUGGAUUAGAGAACAGAAUUGGGAAGCAACUAGACCAGGCAACAGUCAAAGAUCUGUUAAUACCUUCUCAAGGGAAUACCAAGGAAAUGCAAUAUGAUAUAGAAUGUUUGAAAAGGGUUUUGAAGCAUUUCUAUGGCAACUAUACUAGUUCUCAUAGUUCUGGCCUAAUUGCAGUGGCAGAACUCAUUGAAGAAUUCUUAGCAGAAGUUGCAAGUGACAUAGAUUUGAAGAUGGAUACAUUCACCACCCUGGCUGAGAUGUCAAAGGCAGCAUCAUUAGGAACACUAAAAAACUCUGAUGGAAUAUACAGGGCCAUUGACAUUUACCUGGACAAACAUAGGCAUUUGACAGAACUUGAAAGAGAGGAGGUGUGUAAGAUAUUGGAUUGCUAUAAAAUGUCUCCUGAAGCUUGGGAACACGCGGCGAAGAAUGAAAGGCUGCCAUUGAGGUUUGUAGUCCAGGUGUUGUUUGUGGGACAGUUGCAGCUUAGAGAGCAAAGAGACACAAUUGCAAAAGAGGUUGAGGUUUUUGAUGAAAAACUUAGAAGAGAGGAAGUGGAUGAAGAAGAUGAGAAGAAUGAAGUGAAAAUGGGUUUGGAUGAGGAAGAAAUAAGAUCAGAGAUGGAGAAGAUGAGCAUCAAAGUAAUGGAGCUACAGAAAGAGUGCAAUAUCAUGAGGAAAGAAAUUGAGAAUGGCUGCAAUCACAGAGUGAAAAAAGGGAAGAUUAGCAUGUGGAAGGAAAUGAAGAGAAAGUUAGGGUGCAUGAGUAGCAUUAAUGAUUGUAAUUGCCAAGUAAAUAAGAAGAAGAAGGUGCAUCCAAAAUAUUAAUUAUCUUUGGAUUCCACCUGCAAUGAAAUAAUUGAAUUACACACUAAAUAUAUCUGCACUUUGUUUUUA